AUGGCGUUCUUAAAUAAACAUCCACACGGACACUACCGUGCAUAUCAUACGCGUUGUUAUUGUGCUACUUUUGAGCUUCACCCUCAUCCACACUCCAUCAACGCAUCAACGACCGGCUUACCGCAACCACAGCACCAGAAUCGCCGUAGCCGUGUAAAUCACAAUUCGACAACUGUAUGUGGCAAUACUCAAAUUGCAAAAAAAACUAUAUUAGAGGAGCUAAUGGGCCAAUUCUCUGAUGAUGAUGAGGACGAAUUUACUCGUUAUUUGUCAGAGACUCAAAUAAAUAAUAACGAGAAACCAUGUUUAUGGUGGAAAGCACGGGAAACUGUAUAA
Molecule: messenger RNA, 336 nt
Organism: Macrosiphum euphorbiae (potato aphid)
Lineage: Eukaryota; Metazoa; Arthropoda; Insecta; Hemiptera; Aphididae
Source: the annotation of a GenBank genome assembly